GUUAAUGAAUCAAUUAACUUUAAAAUCAAUGCCGUUCUGACAGAAGUUCUGAGUAAAAGGCAACUGAUGCGAUUCUAGGCUAGUACAAACAGACCCAACCGGAUCAAAGUUCAACCUAGUGGAGUCGAGCCGAGAAGAAUGCUGCAAAUAGAUUAAAUUGAGAAUUUAAUAUUCAAAAUAAAGAUUUGGAUUGAUUUAAGCCGAAUCGUGACUGAAGUCACUACUAGUGAGUAGCGCGUGAGAAGCGUUUUAAUGAGCGAACGCAGCCUAUUUUCUCUCACUUUACUGGAAGACUGAAGUCCUAAAUUGUUUACGUACAUGACCCGUAUGUUGGUUUUAUUCUUUAGUGAUUUCUUUUGAAGCGUGUGCAGGAUUGUUGCAGUUGCAUAUAUCAGCACGUCGCUUGUCUCUAACAAACAGCAUGACAAUUUGCUUCCUUUGAAUGAUUUGGAAACUCUAGCAGGCGGUGGUUUGAUUGUAUUUUCGAAUACUUGAGUUUUGCUGACCUGAAGAUUCUGUUUUGAAGAUGUUGUGGAGGUUUUCUGCGUUUCUUACACGUUGCAUUAAAACUUCAUCCAGCAGACACUGCAAAAAAGACAGUCUGUUUACCAUCCAUCCUAAUGUGAAAGAGGCUUUAGCAGAUCACAGGCCAGUUGUGGCUCUGGAAAGCACUAUUAUUACACAUGGAAUGCCUUAUCCUCACAAUCUCAGCACAGCAAAGGAAGUGGAAGCUAUUGUGAGGGCUGAAGGUGCAAUCCCAGCAACCAUUGGGAUUCUUGAGGGGAGGAUUCACGUGGGCCUUUCUUCAGAUGAAUUGGACUUCCUGGCACAAAACAAAACAGCACUAAAAGUGUCCAGAAGAGACCUUCCUUAUGUCAUCAGCAAGGGUCUGUCGGGUGGCACCACUGUCUCCGGUACAAUGAUUGCGGCUCACAAAGCUGGGAUUCCUGUCUUUGUAACUGGAGGCAUUGGAGGAGUACAUAGAGAUGGAGAAAACUCCUUGGAUGUGAGUGCGGACCUCACUGAACUGGGUCGAACACCUAUUGCUGUUGUGUCUGCUGGGGUGAAAUCCAUCCUAGAUAUCGGUCGCACUCUUGAGUUCUUGGAAACUCAGGGUGUAUGUGUGGCCACAUACGGAGAUUCAAAAAGCUUCCCGGCUUUCUUCUCUCGGCAAAGUGGAUUUACUUCUCCUUACCAUGUCUCCAGUCCUCAAGAAGCAGCAGAUCUUAUUGGCAACACACUAUCUCUGGGGCUGCAAAGUGGUCUUCUGUUGGCCGUUCCCAUCCCAGAGGAACAUGCAGCCACUGGACAACAGAUAGAAGAUGCCAUACAAACAGCUGUGACCAAGGCCAGCUCAAAAGGUGUCACAGGAAGAGAUGUCACUCCUUUUAUCCUUCAGCGAGUCAGUGAGCUGACUAAAGGGAAGUCCUUGCAAGCCAAUAUAGGACUCAUCCAUAACAAUGCCAAGGUAGGCAGUCGGAUUGCAUGUGCACUUUCUAGACACAAAGAAAAACGUGGAGGCAACUUCAGAGGUGACAUUAAGACCCAAAAGUCAAAGGAACAGAGAAUGGACCCCAAAACUAUUGUUAUCGGUGGAAUAAAUGUUGAUUUCAUCGCUAAAGGAACAACAGAGAAAUUGGUGUUUGGUCAGACAAAUCCAGGAAGUGUGUUCCAGUCAUUUGGAGGAGUGGGCAGAAAUAUUGCUGAUUGUUUAAGCCGAUUAGGGUACAAACCGCUCUUCAUCUCUGCCAUCGGCAAAGACUCUCAUAGUGACGGCGUGUUAAACUAUUGUAAACACAUGGAUACAAGUGCAAUUGCCAGAUUACAGGACCAAAGGACUGCAACCUAUUGUGCUGUCAUAACUGAGUCCGGAGAGUUGAGCCUGGGAUUGGGAGACAUGGACAUCCAUCAGCAAAUACAAGAGCAGUAUGUAUCUCAGUUUGAGGAUAAGCUUGCAUCAGCAUCUCUUGUAGUUCUUGAUGGCAACAUUCCGGUUUCAACCAUAGAUUAUGUGUGCUGUAUCUCCAAGAAUCAUGCAGUCCCUGUCUGGUUUGAGCCCACGGAUGCAGAUAAGGCCUGUAAGCCCUUCCUGUCAGAGAGCUGGAAAGCCCUGUCCUACACCUCCCCCAACCUGGCUGAGCUCUGCACCAUGAAUCAUACACUAGGUCUGCCCACUCCUACAGAGUUGCCCAGAUCGCUUGAGGAUGUAUUGGGCUGUGUACCGGCUCUCUGCCGCCCCCUGCUGGAGCAUCUACAUUGUGUGGUGGUCACUUUAGGUUCGUUAGGUGUGUUGGUGUGUGGAGAACAUGAUGCUGGAACUGUCAAUUUGCAGCCACGAAAGCAAAAACGGAAGGGACGACUGUGUGCUGUUCAUUAUCCUGCGCUGGCUGUGAGCUCUAAAGAAACAGUAAAUGUGUCUGGAGCUGGUGACAGUUUUGCUGGAGCAAUGAUGGUUGGGAUCCUACAAGUGGACACUGACAGCUGCGUGCGUAUGGGUCUCCUUGCCGCCCGCACGUCCUUGUUGUCUCCUCAUCCAAUAGAUCCCUCUCUGACAGCCGAUGUCAUCCAUCCAGAAAAGUCGCACUCUCAGCCGUGGUCAAAGCCUACAUGUAUGUGGAUGGAGGACUGAAAUAAAAUCUAAAAGAGGCAGAAAUCUUACCUGAAAGGCAUCUACAGUCACACAGUGCAUCAGAUGGUACAUAUGCUACAUUCGCGGGGUUUUAUGGCAAACAAACUCAAUGAUUGGUGCGUACUGAGGAGUUUAUGUUGUGUAUGCAGCUUUUAAGUGUGUUUUAAUUCACUGAAGUUAAACAUUGAUUUAUAGUUGAAAUUAAUAGAUCUAAACCUCUAUCACAUUGAGCUUAUCGGUAGUGGUGGACUUCAUCAGCAAUGUCAAAAUCCUACCUCAUGACUGUACUAAAACAUUUCUGUUUUUAACAUUUUACAAUAUUAUAACAUGCUUGUGAUGAUAGCUGGUAUUUUUAUAGAAGACCAGAGUCUAUUUUUUAAUUACUGGUUUUUAAUUAUCUCCAUUACAAUGUUUUUGCAUUGCAUUUUAAAUUGUGGAAAUUAAAAUAAAAUGUUUUUAUAAUUUAAAAAUAUGUAUUUUAAUAUAAUUUUCUUUUGUGAAUAAUUUUGAAUUAUUGUAUAAUUAUUAAACAUUGUUUUAUUAUUUCAUAUUAAAUUGGAGAGUACAUUAAAUUUAUACAUUACUAUUUGGGUGAACUUCAAUGAAUAUGAUACAUUUCAAAUAAAAUUGAUAUAAAAGCAA
Messenger RNA from Ctenopharyngodon idella (grass carp), 3271 nucleotides. RefSeq lists its product as uncharacterized. The record is from RefSeq and is a predicted model, not a curated record. NCBI's taxonomy places the organism in Eukaryota, Metazoa, Chordata, Actinopteri, Cypriniformes, Xenocyprididae. Gene Ontology annotation, molecular function: kinase activity; pseudouridylate synthase activity.